Trichoderma gamsii is the source of this 1095-nucleotide messenger RNA. RefSeq lists its product as hypothetical. Bases 1 to 1095 code for a protein of 364 amino acids. The record is from RefSeq and is a predicted model, not a curated record. NCBI's taxonomy places the organism in Eukaryota, Fungi, Ascomycota, Sordariomycetes, Hypocreales, Hypocreaceae. The transcript has 2 exons.
AUGUUCCCCCCCGUUGAGCAAAAGAUCCUGCAAAGCAACCCGGAAUUCGCAAAGCUCUAUCGCGUCAUCACCACUGCCAUCUUGAACCCGGAUGGCUCUACCAAGGAUGACGAUGAGGCCAAAGACCGGGCUGUAGUACAAAAGAAUUUGGACAAGCAUCGCCAGAAAGCGGCAAAGAAUUACCUCCUUGAACGCGCCAUUGCAACCGCCACGCCUCCCGAUCCAAAGCCCUCAUCGUCAUCAGCAGCCUCCACCAGACUCUCCCGAGCCAGCGAACGUCUCCAGCAGAAACAAUCACAAUCUUCGGCCGAAGCCACGCCCGAGGCGCUCCUUGAGCUGAUCCUCAUCUUGCCUUCGUUUCUCGAUACCGUCGAUACAUUGCCUCACGAUUCAAUCGCCUUGCUGCUUUCUAGCCCGCCGCUGUCUGAUUUUGAAGCUCUAUUACCCGAUCUGGCGGAUUUGAUAUCUUCCAACCUUCAUGCCUCUGCGCUGGGCCUCGCUCGCCUUGCCCAUCCCGCCACAAACCCUUCUUAUCUGCAUCGCUAUGUCGCCUCUCUGCCAAAAGAUUUUGCGAAUCUCAAUGCCAGUCUGGCUGCCGCCGAAGAGACUCUAAAAACAGCCCGCAUACGCACCAUCACUUCUCUCACUAACCUCCUUCAACUCUUCUCAGAGUGCCUCACUUGUCUCGUGCGUACAUUAGAGGCUAAACACGGCGUCAUUGCUCGUAGCCUGGAGCUUCGCGCCUCAGAUAUAUCCCUCGACGCGCAGCGCGCAGAGAAGCAGGCUGAGCAAACAAUGCUGAAGCUCAGAAAGGAGGUUUAUACUCCGCAGAGCAUAUCGGCUCUGCAGCACUACGUCACGCAUCUUAAAGACGCCAACACCCGAGUUGCUGAAAAGGUGCGCAACCUACAGGUUGACCUGGAAGCUUAUGAUGAUGAUGAAGAAGAAGAAGAAGACUCCCAAGAUGAAAUGGAAGAGAGCCUGGAGGAAGAAGGAGGAGGUUUGUCAGAAUAUGAGCAUGGAGGAGACUACCAAGACGAGGGACAGCACGUAGAGGAUACGGAACGAGACAUGGACUGCUUACGACUGUCAUGA